AUGUCGCGGCUGGGCUCGGCGGAUCAGGAUACUCGCAACAUCGAUAUUGCCCAGGUGUCUCUGACUUUGCAAGAUCGUUUGGGCCUUGCAAAACUCAAGUACCAGCAUGGCCAGCUUCAUGGUCCGAACUUCAACCCGCUCUUGGAAAGCGACAAUCCCUCCGAUUCCUCGCUCGACUUCUCACGCAGCCGUUGCGAGACUCCCUUCACAUCUCCUUACCAUCGAGCUGCCAUCUACUCUAAGGCGCUACCUCGGCCAGCUCGUAAUAAGCAUGCAGUGACUUUCAACUACCAGGUCAUGCAGCCUAUGCUUUUCGCCAGCCGUAAACGACUGCGAUCCGAUGCAGGAGCAGAACUACCGGCAAAAUCCCCUCGGUUCUCAUGGAAGAGCUCAUACCAACUUCCCGAGUCCUCCCCUAGUGUCAAUCGACAUCUCACAGCCCGGCAAAAUCAUGUUCCGUCCAUGUCGGAGGCAUCCGUUCCCGAAAUAUCAUCCCCUGUAUAUCACGGCUCAUCGGAUGAGGAGAAUGAACCUGAUCUGCCCUUGUAUAAGUUUCGGAAUAUGAGCUUCGUGGUGGACUCUUUUUCUCCUCGAAUCCCGCCUCCCAAGCACGCCCGCCUGUCAUGCAAUAAUCGAAUGUCACAGCACGAAGAUGGGGCCGACCUGCGGUAUCUCGCAAAAUCACCAUCAGCUCGUGUCGCAGCCGAUUCGUCACAGCAAGCUUUACUGCCUUCUACUCCGCCCAGCAAACACGUUGCCCUGCCGUCGUUGACCCCGAAUCUUGGAACUCCGGACCAACAGUUCAACUUUGCUGAUUUCGUGAAUGUGACACCAAGCCCUGUUCAGCCGGUGUGGGUUGAUCGUACCCCUCGCUACCCUGGCCGCACACCUCCGUCCACAAAGGACGCUCGCAAGCGAUUGAAUUCCGAUGAGCUCGUGCCUGACAACACCCUUAGUCCGGAAGUUUGCCAAUACAAUGACCCUGUUUUGCAACUAGGUGGUCAGCUGUGA
Molecule: messenger RNA, 1011 nt
Organism: Penicillium waksmanii
Lineage: Eukaryota; Fungi; Ascomycota; Eurotiomycetes; Eurotiales; Aspergillaceae
Exons: 2
Coding region: 1-1011 (336 amino acids)
Source: RefSeq, a predicted model, not a curated record